Messenger RNA from Notolabrus celidotus (New Zealand spotty), 6248 nucleotides. RefSeq names its product solute carrier family 4 member 2b (gene slc4a2b). Bases 470 to 4150 code for a protein of 1226 amino acids. Gene Ontology annotation, biological process: monoatomic anion transport; regulation of intracellular pH; bicarbonate transport. The transcript is spliced from 25 exons. NCBI's taxonomy places the organism in Eukaryota, Metazoa, Chordata, Actinopteri, Labriformes, Labridae. Gene Ontology annotation, molecular function: solute:inorganic anion antiporter activity; monoatomic anion transmembrane transporter activity. The record is from RefSeq and is a predicted model, not a curated record. Gene Ontology annotation, cellular component: apical plasma membrane; basolateral plasma membrane; plasma membrane.
AAGAGAAAGUGCGCAUCUUGGAGGUUUGUCACGGACACCAUUGAAUUGGAAAUUUCCACCGGAAGUGAAAUGGUUUCUAUGUUACUAAAUUGACGCCGGCUGAGCAACUCAUUCAGAGAGAGAGUUUGAGGUCAGGAUCUGGGUGCUGACCGCUGACUUUAAUUUCCCGUGGAGAGAGGCGACAUUGACAGCCAGCGGUGUAGCUGCCACACACGCAUUCAAAGUGUCCCCUGCCUCCUGUGGAUGACUUCGCUUUGUUCCUCGGCUGAUUAAAAAGACCCGGGUCUCUCUUCACGGCAGAGUUCAGGAUUGCACUACAAUGUCUGCGGCGGCUUCUCUGCUGUAAGCACACAAAGGUUAUGCUGCCCAAAAGCUGUCUGAGUCCCAGUGAGAAAGAGAAGGGCUAAAGCCACACAGAUCCACACCAGCUUUCCAGUUAGCUCUCCAGCAGCGACUUCACUGUGGAGCCAUGAGCAACCCCGGCGCUCCAAACAAGAUUACAGAUGCUGUGGCAUCAGUUAUUCACAGCCCAGAGGUUUCUACUGCCUCAUCACAUGGGUCUCCUCGCCCUGAUGAUGAGGAUGAUGGGGACCUGAACAAAGCUUUGGGUGUCCAGCGCUUCCAGCAGAUCCUCAGCCCCGCGUCUGUCAUACCUGACGAACAGCACCACAACUACCAUGAAGAGGACAUCGAAUACCAUCGUCACUCCUCUCACCACAUCCACCGCCCUCUGUCCAAAUUGCCGCCUGAGGGACGCAGGAAGAAGAGCAGCAAGAAAAGGAAGAAGGACAAAGAUCACAAAAGCAGCCAAGUUCCCAGCAGCGGACCCAUUGAGGAGGGAGAGGAUGAAGAGGAAGAGGAGGAUGAAGUGACAGAGACGACUUCUGGUCCCUCAGAGUCAGAGAAAGUCAAAGAUGUGGAGUUCUUUCUCUCGGAUGACGACCAUGUGUCCAAACGUGGCAAAGACAGCCCUCACUCAGCUCGUGAGCUGGACAUCGUACCUCACUCUGCAGACGGAGCAGAUCCUGAUGAUGCCACUUCCUCAGAUGUACCAACCUCACCCGACGCUUCAAGCCCUGCUCCCCAGUUAGCGCUACCUGAACACAUACCCCUGACCCGGGUGUCCUCCGCCAGCCGCAGCUACGACCUGCAGGAGCGCCGGCGCACUGGCAACAUGACGGGUACGGAGCAGGCCAAGUACCAGCGGAUCCCUACGGAUGAGAGCGAGGCUCAGACGCUGGCCUCAGCUGACCUGGAUGGCAUCAAGAGUCACCGUUUUGAAGAUGUCCCCGGCGUGCGCAGACACCUGGUCAGAAAGAGCACCAAGGGACAAGUGGUGCACACUGGAAAGGACCACAAAGAGCCGACCACUCGCAGCCGUAAGCAGGACCGAACUCCACAUGAGGUUUUUGUGGAGCUGAAUGAGCUGACUAUGGACAAGAACCAGGAGAUGCAGUGGAAGGAGACAGCUCGAUGGAUCAAGUUUGAGGAGGAUGUGGAGGAAGAGACUGACCGCUGGGGGAAACCUCAUGUGGCCUCGCUGUCCUUCCGCAGUUUGCUGGAGCUCCGAAAAACCAUCUCUCACGGUGCUGUGCUGCUGGACCUGGACCAGAAGACCCUGCCUGGCAUCGCCCACCAGGUGGUGGAGCAGAUGAUCAUUUCUGACCAGAUCAAAGCUGAGGACCGAGCCAACGUCCUGAGGGCCCUGCUGCUGAAACACAGUCACCCGAGCGAUGAGAAGGAGCACAGUAGCCCUUUCCCCAGGAACAUCUCUGCUGCUAGCCUGGGCAGUCUGAUAACACACAACCACAGCGGCAACCACUCCCAUCAGACUGAGCCGUCUGUGACCGACCCGCUCAUGGGAACCAUCCAUGCUGUGGGGGAAACAGACACACGCAUCGACAUGGAGAAGAACGAGGUGCAGCAGAAGGAGCCACCUGUUGCGUAUGGUAUGCAUCGCUCCAAAUCCAAACAUGAGCUGAAGCUGCUGGAGAAGAUUCCUGAAAACGCUGAGGCCACUGUUGUCCUUGUGGGCAGCGUGGACUUCCUGGAGCAGCCCACCAUGGCGUUUGUGCGGCUGCAGGAGGCGGUGGAGCUGGAGUCUGUUCUGGAGGUCCCUGUGCCGGUCAGGUUCCUCUUCGUGCUGCUUGGACCCCCCACCACAAGCAUGGACUACCACCAGAUAGGACGCUCCAUCUCCACACUCAUGUCUGACAAGCAAUUCCAUGAGGCGGCCUAUCUGGCAGACGACAGGCAGGACCUGCUGAACGCCAUCAACAGCUUCCUGGAUUGCAGCAUCGUGCUGCCGCCUUCAGAAAUGGGAGGCGACGAGCUGCUGCGCUCAGUCGCUCGCUUUCAGAGGGAGAUGCUGCGCAAGAGGGAGGAGCAGGGGGUCAAACUGCUGGCCAAGGAACCUAAAAGCCUUGAAGAGAAAGAAGCUCUCCUCACACCUUCAAAAAAGUCAGACGACCCUUUGGAGCGAAGUGGGCGUCCCUUCGGUGGGCUGAUCCGAGACGUGCAGCGUCGUUACCCAAAGUACCUGAGUGACUUUAAGGACGCCCUGAACAGUCAGUGCAUGGCUGCUGUCAUCUUCAUCUAUUUUGCUGCUCUCUCUCCAGCCAUCACGUUCGGAGGCUUACUGGGUGAGAAGACAGAAGGCCUGAUUGGUGUUUCGGAGCUGAUUGUGUCCACAGCAGUGCAGGGUGUGAUCUUCUGCUUGCUUGGGGCACAGCCGUUACUCAUUGUGGGCUUCUCUGGACCGCUGCUGGUCUUUGAAGAAGCUUUUUACAGUUUCUGCAAAGCAAACGGAAUCGAGUACUUGACAGGCCGCGUCUGGAUCGGAUUCUGGCUCAUCAUCAUCGUGAUGGUCACUGUGGCCUUCGAGGGAAGCUUCCUUGUUCGCUUCGUCUCCCGCUUCACCCAGGAGAUCUUCUCCUUCCUCAUCUCCCUCAUCUUCAUCUGCGAGACCUUCAUCAAGCUCGGCAGGAUUUUCAAAGAGCACCCGCUGAAAAGUUGCUCCCUGGACAACAGCACAGGAGGAGACGCCUCAGCAGAAAACAUCACACUGAUGCUGAGCAACAACAUAUCUCACCCGAAUAUGCACAUCACAGGGAAGCCCAACACCGCGCUGCUCUCUCUGGUCCUCAUGGCAGGAACGUUCUUCAUCGCUUUCUACCUGCGCAAAUUUAAGAACAGUGCUUUCUUCCCUGGAAGGUUUCGCAGGAUGAUCGGAGACUUUGGCGUUCCGAUCGCCAUCCUCAUCAUGGUCCUCGUGGAUUACAGUGUAGACGACACAUACACACAGAAACUGAGCGUUCCUCGGGGAUUCUCUGUGACGAGCCCGGACAAACGUGGCUGGUUCAUCAGUCCACUGGGUACACACAGUCCGUUCCCCAUCUGGAUGAUGUUUGGCUGCUGUUUGCCCGCUCUGCUGGUUUUCAUCCUCAUCUUCAUGGAGACUCAAAUCACAACCCUGAUUGUGAGUAAGAAGGAGCGGAUGCUGGUGAAGGGUUCUGGUUUCCAUCUGGACCUGCUGCUGAUCGUGGUGCUGGGCGGCAGCUCGGCUCUCUUCGGCCUGCCGUGGAUGGCGGCUGCGACCGUUCGCUCUGUGACCCAUGUCAACGCCCUCACCGUCAUGAGCAAGGCUGUCGCUCCUGGAGACAAGCCUCGUAUCCAGGAGGUGAAGGAGCAGAGGGUCACCGGGCUACUGGUGGCCAUCAUGGUUGGUUUGUCUAUUGUCAUAGGAGACCUGCUGCGUCAGAUUCCCCUGGCCGUGUUGUUUGGUAUCUUCCUCUACAUGGGUGUGAUGUCCCUGAACGGUAUCCAGCUCACAGAGCGGAUGAUGCUGCUGCUCAUGCCACCAAAGUAUCAUCCUGAUCACACCUACGUACGAAAGGUCCGGACUCUGCGUAUGCACCUGUUCACCUGCAUCCAGCUGGUGUGUCUGGCCGUGCUCUGGGCCGUUAUGUCCACACAGGCUUCUCUGGCUUUCCCCUUCGUCCUCAUCCUCACCAUCCCUGUGAAAGUGUUCCUGCUGCGCCGCAUCUUCAGCGUCAGAGAGAUCGCAUGUCUGGAUGCCGAUGACGCAGAGCCGAAGUUUGACGAACGCGACUGUCAUGAUGAGUACUCAGAGAUGCACAUGCCUGUGUAACCCACAACAAGCCCUUAUCUUACCACUGAACUCUUAGUGACACUAGAACUAGAGACACUACCGACCAAUGAGUCUUUAGAAGGUGAAACACCCACAUAUGAUUCUCCAUCACUGUGCACCGCUGGACUACUUGUAAAUCGCAGUCACAAAGUACAGUGUGUUAGGCGUUCGGCAACACUUCAACAGUUCUUGUAGCUUUUUGUCAGAUUGUUGUGAGCUCAGAGAACGAUGUCCGACUGAGGAGAUUAAACAAAGUGUUCACUUAUUCUUUUUAAAACAUAUUUCAGGGGACAAGAGAUUCCAAAUCAAAUGAUCUCGAGUUUAAAUUAAAUGCUCUAACCAUAGAUAGAAUCACAAGAUUAAUUUUUUAGCCCUGAAAGGUUGCUCUGAUUCACAUUGAAUAUGUGGAGGAUAAAUGGGAUUUAUCAUUUUAUAUUAACAUGCUGAGUUACUGCUAAACUAGCUCUUCGCUUUUUUCAUGUUUUACGCUCACUAAGCGCCUUGUGAAGGAAACAAAAAGGUAUACUGAGAGGUGUUUAUUUUUCCUCAUUCUGUCUUAUUGUAGACAGCUGAUCACUUUACCCGCCUCCUGAAGCUCGUAGCACUUUUAAAAGACACCAAAUCUGAACAAUGACUGUAUUUUAUGUGAUCAUUUUAUCUUCCCUAGAGUCUGCCUACAUCCCUUCAAUAUCAGUGUUGCUUACGUGUGCUUCUUAAAUGACUAUCUGUGUUGAUUUUUAGUCUAUCCUACUCAAACCAUGCUUUUUUUAUGUACUCAAAUGCAGCAGUUUAGAUAAUACGUUGGUAUUUUAUGUCCAAUUCUGUGCCUGCAGUGAAUUGAGAUCACCAGCAGAGGGAGAUCUUGCAGGAAUGUGACGAUGACAUAUUAAAGAUAGGACAGUAAGAUGCAGCUCCUAUGACACAUGCCAUGAAGUCAUGUUUUGUUUUAAUAACACAUUUGUAUUAGACUUAACUUAACACAUAAAUAUAUACUCUUAAUGCCUCCACACACAGGUUUAGAGCACUAAUUUACUAACGUAGGGAUUUUUUUGAGGUCUCACUUGUUGUGGUUGAUUUAUGGGAGUCACUGUAAUUUAUUGGUUUCUUUGUCCAAGUGCCAAAUGUCUGCUGUAAAUAGUGUUGUGGUCAGAAGAAUAAGCUGCAGCUCAGCCAUCUCACAUCUCCUAACAUUGUUGUAAGCCUAAAAUAAGAAAAAUCUGCAGUUCAACAUUCCUCGUUUUAUCAUGAUCUUGCUGUUUGUCAUGGCUUCGACUUCUUGUUUAAACAUUUCAUUCACACUCAUGUUAACUUGGUCGACCAAAUUCCACACAACGCUGUGUAGACAAUCUCAAUAUUCAUGCAACACUGAGAGGGAAGGAUUUUAAAUCUAUAUAUAUAUGUUUUUUUUCUUUUUUUUUUGUUUUUGUUUUGUGUCAUGUUGUAUCAGUGUGACAUGGAUUGGUUAAAGCUUUGACUGUGUCAAAUAAUUAAAAUUUUUGGUCCUCUGUUACUCUCGCGUGUGUAUUUCUGACACUACUCUCCCCCCUCUGAACUGUCCUGCCUCAGCCUGACUGAUGCUGUGAUCUUGUGCCUGUUUGCUGUCACAAAGGCGCACAAAAUCAAAGUGCCUGUGGGACCAUGAAGUGAUCCGCUACAAGUGUGUGUUUGUAAAGAUGACAAACGUGUUACAAUAGUUUGCACUUUAGAGACGCUUCUAAAUCAGACAUCUUUCCAUUAUUUAUCUGUCUUAGUAUAAAGCAUCACUGCUGUUUCUGAAGGAUCAUUUGGAGUUUGUCGCACAAUCUUUCUGUUGUAAAUUACACACACAUUUGGCUGCAUCAUUACCAUGGAAAAAUGAAGAGGUGUUCAUGAGAAGAAGGCAGUGGAUAACUGUGUCAGUUUUGUGUUUGCUUAUUGUGCCUGUGAAUGAAGUGAAGGCAGUCUGUGUAAGCCAAAGUAUCUGUCAAAUUCGUGAAAUGCUGAUCCAUUAUGUUGUUCCAUUUCAAAAGCAAUACAAAAUCAGAGGGACGAUAGCUGAUGUCCCCUUGUGGAUUCAUGGUUGAAAUAUUGAUGACAAAUAAAAGUUAUUUUCUAUUUA